Prorocentrum cordatum is the source of this 1205-nucleotide messenger RNA. The record is from the annotation of a GenBank genome assembly. NCBI's taxonomy places the organism in Eukaryota, Dinophyceae, Prorocentrales, Prorocentraceae.
GCCGAGCGCUCCCGCGAGGCCCCCGGCCCGCUGCCGCAGCGGCCCGACGAGGACGGCCGCCAGGCGGGCCUCCGGCUGCUGCGGGCCGUGCAGCGCGGGGGCGCCCGCGCCGCCGCCGCCGCCCCGCCGCCGGAGGCCGCCUCCGCGGCCGGCGGCGCCGCCGCGGCGGCCUCCGAGGGCGAGGGCGCCGCCCCGGCUGCCGCGGCGGAGGCCGCGAGCCCGGCUGCCGCGGCAGAGGGCGAGGGCGCCGCCCGGGCUGCCGCGGCGGAGGCCGCGAGCCUGCUGGCGCGCACCCCGCGGGACGCCGCCGGGCGGGACAGCGAGCCGGAGCCGGCGGACGAGUUCCGCGUGGUCGGCAGCGCGGGCUCCACGACCGCGGGGGGCAGCACGGGCUCCACGCCGAAGUGGCCGCCGCCCGACCUGGAGCACCUGGAGCCGGAGAAGCUGGAGAGGGCGGCGCAGCUGCUGUUCGACGCGCUGUCCCCAGCGGCGGCGGCGCCGAGCAGCUCCAGCGCUGCCCUUGCGCAGCCGGCGGCCGGGCAGCGCGAGCCCCCGCCGCCGCUCGCCGGCAGCGGGGCGAGCUCCAACAGCGGCGAGGAGCCGGGCUGCGUCGAGACUAUCUCCGGGGCCGCUGCCCCAGCGGUGGCCCGCGCUGCCGGCUUUCCCGCUGGUGGUGCAUUGGCACCCCAACGACCCCGUGAACCAGAUGCUGCUCGAUCAGGUGUCGACGAUAGUGGGUUUCCACCUCGCGAUGUCCGACCUGCAGGAGAGGGCUCCUUUUUCCGCAGCCAGACGUCGAGCGGAGGCUGGGUGAAGCUCCAUGCGCUCCAGGCUCUGUACCACGUGCGGACGCUGGGAGCCAACCUGUGGACUCUGCAGCGGGCCGUCGCCUGUAACUCCACGCUGGAGCUGGACGCGUCCCGCCGCUUCGUCCGGCUCGCCGGGCGCAGGUGCUGUGACGAGGACGAGCCCGCUCCGUGGCAGUGACGCCAAUCGAGCCGCUGGCCGCACUGGCUCGGCGCACCUUACCCUCGCGCACGCCGACGGGGCUGGCGGAAUUCUCCAAGAGCGCGCCCGAUUUUUCCGGCGGCCUCGAGGGCAGCCGCGCCGCGGGCGCUCGCAGGCGGAGGUUGCGAGAACUUUCCUCCCUCCUUCGACCCUCCUCUCGCCUCCUCCUCCUUGCUCCUCCUCCUCCUGCCUCCUCC